AACAUCCUACAGCACUUCAAACAACUACUCCAGUUCGCUUAACCUCAAUAACCUUUUCAGUUCGCUCAGUAACAGCUUGGCCAAUAACUGCGUUGAUUCAUCUGGUAACUGUGGUAACACCUACAGCACUUCAAAUAACCACUCCAACAUGUCAAUCUGGAGAGCUAAUCGAGAGAUAUCUGAAUAUUAGAAUCCUAAGAAUUCGCAAAGUUUGGGUUUCUGAAAAUAAUCCUCAUGAGUUACCAAGGAUGCCAAAUGUAAACAGACUAAUAUCGCUAAAUGAAUCUAAUACUACAGCAGUUAGAAUACCGGUUGAAUAUCAACUGAAUUAUGAGAAAACAUUCUCUGAACAAGUGAUAACUAUAUACGAGAAUUUGAUCUUAGAAUUGAAGAGAAUGAUGGAAGGUGUCUUCAAUCUAUCAGUCACUCAAUUGUCUAAUUGGCUUAAAGCUAUUCACAAACACCGUGUAUUAGAUCCGAUGGCCGAACAGCAGGCAAACAAUAAUAACAAAUAUUACGAAACGGAUAAAACAAAUAAGAUGAAUAAAUUUAUUAAUUAUGAUUAUUUUGAUGCAGAAGAUAAUAUGAAUGAUAAAGACUAUUUAACCAAUCUGUUCUUCGCAGAAGAGAUUGAAGAUUAUGAUGAAAAAUGA
Molecule: messenger RNA, 653 nt
Organism: Funneliformis caledonium
Lineage: Eukaryota; Fungi; Glomeromycota; Glomeromycetes; Glomerales; Glomeraceae
Source: the annotation of a GenBank genome assembly